GAAAAGAUUGAUGGCUUUAGGAUUACCAAGUCCUCAAUGCUCACUACUCGUGGACAGGACGGUUUCCUACAUUCGAGGGUGAUGGCUUCCGUUAAUUGCAAGUCGACCCGGAUUUCUUUCCUCCAGUCAAUCGAGUUCUACCUUUAUUCACCAGAUGAAGAAGAACUAGAGCACGACCCUCACGUGGACGUCUCUUUUUACGACCCUUCCACUACUAACUGGAUUUCCGUCGCCAGAAUUGCCAAACUUUCCUCCGACCAUGACAGAAUCAAAAGACUGUGGAACACCAGCGCACGUGCUUGGUUUGGAGAUUUGGGUGACGGUGUUCACAUGAGAAAUGAGACCGAUCCUCGAGUUAGCAUUAUUGAGGUCAUUCCAGAGAAAAUUUAG
Messenger RNA from Cantharellus anzutake, 390 nucleotides. RefSeq lists its product as uncharacterized. NCBI's taxonomy places the organism in Eukaryota, Fungi, Basidiomycota, Agaricomycetes, Cantharellales, Hydnaceae. The transcript has 2 exons. The record is from RefSeq and is a predicted model, not a curated record. The annotation marks the transcript as partial.